CCUCGAAAUCAUUUGCGUUACAUCUCAUGGAUUGCUUAUGUAGUCACUCGAGACCCCAGGAAUGGUAUUCGUGAAAGUAUUGUAGUCACCAAUUCUCCACACGGCAACUACUAUAUACAAGAUGGCAUGGAUAUGGGUACCAUCAUGGACACUCACAUCCUCUCCCAUCAGGUAAAAGAGUCGCCAAAGGUCUAUCUGGAAAUGGAGGGACAGCUCACUGUCCACAUUGAAUGGUGUGAUUCAAUGAUGCUUUUCAACCAUAUCUAUCAUAAAUACGAUGACAUCCCUCGCAUUCAUUGUCAACAAAUGCGGUCAGAAAAACUUCAGUAUAUAAUCCCCAGGCUAUGGGUCAUUCAAGAUGAUGACAAUUACUUCAUUAAU
Oppiella nova is the source of this 381-nucleotide messenger RNA. NCBI's taxonomy places the organism in Eukaryota, Metazoa, Arthropoda, Arachnida, Sarcoptiformes, Oppiidae. The record is from the annotation of a GenBank genome assembly.